Messenger RNA from Fraxinus pennsylvanica, 327 nucleotides. The record is from the annotation of a GenBank genome assembly. NCBI's taxonomy places the organism in Eukaryota, Viridiplantae, Streptophyta, Magnoliopsida, Lamiales, Oleaceae.
AUGAAAAUCCGUCUGGUAUCUACACAGCAUUACUUUGCAUUUGGAGCACUUGUGGGAGAGGAAUUGUCUUACAAGUUGAAAGAAUUGCCCAGAGUUAGAUGGGUGCUUCCUGAUUACUACUUGGAUGUCAAGAAGAAGGAUUAUGGAGGCAGAGGUCACGACGACGCUCAUCUUUUUGACAACAUUGGUCUCUUGCAGCGACAUGACUCCUCUUUUAGAGGCAUGACAGAGCUCACAGUCGGUAGCGACGCCGAUCCUCUCCUUACAGCGUCAACAUUGAUCUCUUGUAGCUGCGUCGAUCUUGCAGUCGGUGUGGCUCUCUUGUAG